Trametes versicolor FP-101664 SS1 is the source of this 756-nucleotide messenger RNA. RefSeq lists its product as uncharacterized. Lineage: Eukaryota; Fungi; Basidiomycota; Agaricomycetes; Polyporales; Polyporaceae. The transcript is spliced from 5 exons. The record is from RefSeq and is a predicted model, not a curated record. Bases 1 to 648 code for a protein of 215 amino acids.
AUGUUCGCCCGCUCGUUCUUCAUCCUCUCCGUCCUGAGCUCCACCUUCGCUCUCUACACGAACUACUACCCCCGCGGAUACGAUGCUGCCCUCGGUGCUCGCGCCGACAGCCCCGCCGACCAGGACCUGCUGAACUCGUGCCCCGGGGGGCCGGGUUCCAGCGCCGUAGAGCACGCUGAUAAGUGCACCCUGGUUAACAUCGUCAACAACCCCAACACUCGCACGUUCACCGUCCUCGGCGACCCCCAGCUCAACUGCGGCGGCGCGACGGACCCGGUCACCGUGACGCUCGGCGGCCAACAGACUAUCACCGAGACCACCACCGUCGACGCGAACAUCGGCGUCAGCCUCGAGGGCGUCACGAUCGGCGGCGGCGCCUCGUCGUCGAGCUCGACCGCUAACACCGUGUCCAAGACUAUCAGCUACACGGUUCCCCCGGGCCGCCAGGCGGUGUUCGUCGCUGGGACCGCGCAGCAGUCCCAGACCGGCAACGUCCAGGUCAACUACGCCGACCGCCAGUUCGGCCACUUCAUCUGGUUCACCGGCGCGACUGUUACUCAGCUUACCCCUAUCACGAGUGACGUCGAGUUUGACGUCCACGAGACUGCUUGCGGCACGGACCCCCGCGACAUCAACAACCAUAGCUAAACUCGUCACCUCUUGAACGGUCGACUAUCUUACCCUGUACGCAGUGAUUAAUCUCUCCGUGGACCAUCAACCUGCAUAAGUACUUGUACCCGCUCCAGACCUUCUCAC